UCCUUCUGCUUUAACAAGCUGGGAAGGGAGGGAGCAGCCAAACUGCCUCCCGUGCUCCCAGGCUUGGCAGGGGGCUGUGUAUUUUGAGUGCAUUUGGCAGAGUUUUGGUGUUCUGACUCAGCAAAUGGGAACAAAGGGAGGAUGGCGAAGCCUUCCUUUAUUCCAUAAUCCUGUUUGCUUUUCUGGAAAUCGGCUAUAGCCUCAGAAUUACUGACUCAAUUUUUGGAUCCUAUUCUCAUGACAAAGCGGCUGUCUGGUUUAAAACAAGCCCGUUAUAAAAAGGGCACCUCGGCUCCUGGCUGUUCGUAACAGCUCCUGACAUUCCUCCGGCACAGGGGAGCUUGGCUGGAACGGAAAAUGUCCAGAGCUGGAACCAAGGUCACCUUCUAUGAAGACAAGAACUUCCUCGGCCGUUACUACGAGUGUGACAGCGACUGCCCCGACUUCCACACCUACCUGAGCCGCUGCAACUCGAUCCGUGUGGAUGGAGGCACCUGGGUGGCCUACGAGAGGCCGAACUAUGCCGGGAACAUGUAUGUACUGACGCAUGGCGAGUACCCCGACUACCACCACUGGAUGGGCCUCAACGACCGCCUGGGCUCCUGCAAGUACAUCCAGAUUCCAAGUGGAGGCCGGGGUCACAUCCAGGUGUUCGAGAAGGGCGAUUUCGGUGGGCAGAUGUUCGAAGCCACCGAAGACUGCCCCUCUGUCAUGGAGGAGUGGCACAUGCGUGAGGUGCACGCCUGCAGGGUGCUGGAGGGCGUCUGGGUUUUCUACGAGCACCCCAACUACCGGGGCCGGCAGUACCUGCUUCCCAAGGGGGAAUACCGCAAGCCCGUGGAGUGGGGAGCGGCCAGUCCCGCCGUCCAGUCCUUCCGCAGCAUCUCCGAGUGAGCCGAGCCCAUGGGCUGGGCUGCCACAACCCCCAAUAAAGC
Messenger RNA from Empidonax traillii (willow flycatcher), 935 nucleotides. RefSeq names its product crystallin gamma S (gene CRYGS). Gene Ontology annotation, molecular function: structural constituent of eye lens. The coding region runs from base 358 to 894 and encodes 178 amino acids. NCBI's taxonomy places the organism in Eukaryota, Metazoa, Chordata, Aves, Passeriformes, Tyrannidae. The transcript has 3 exons. Gene Ontology annotation, biological process: lens development in camera-type eye; visual perception. The record is from RefSeq and is a predicted model, not a curated record.